Molecule: messenger RNA, 1854 nt
Organism: Dromaius novaehollandiae (emu)
Lineage: Eukaryota; Metazoa; Chordata; Aves; Casuariiformes; Dromaiidae
Product: potassium voltage-gated channel subfamily A member 7-like
Exons: 2
Coding region: 1-1854 (617 amino acids)
Biological process (GO): potassium ion transmembrane transport; protein homooligomerization
Cellular component (GO): voltage-gated potassium channel complex; membrane
Molecular function (GO): delayed rectifier potassium channel activity; protein binding
Source: RefSeq, a predicted model, not a curated record
AUGGCGGAGCCGCAGGGCGGCGGCGAGCGGGUGACCAUCAACGUGGCGGGGCUGCGGUUCGAGACGCAGCUGCGGACGCUGCGCCGCUUCCCCGACACCCUCCUGGGCGACCCGCGGCGCCGGCGGCCCUUCUUCGACGCCCGCCGCCGCGAGUACUUCUUCGACCGCCACCGGCCCUGCUUCGACGCCGUCCUCUACUACUACCAGUCCGGGGGGCGGCUGCGGCGGCCCUCCAACGUCCCCCUCGACGUCUUCCUGGAGGAGCUGCACUUCUACCAGCUGGGCGAGGAGGCGGUGGGGCGGCUGCGCGAGGCCGAAGGCUUCCUGCCCGAGGAGGAGCGGCCGCUGCCCCGGCACCGGUUCCUGCGCCAGGUGUGGCUGCUCUUCGAGUACCCCGACAGCUCGCAGGCCGCCCGGGCCUUGGCCCUGGUCUCCGUCCUCGUCAUCCUCGUCUCCAUCGUCAUCUUCUGCCUGGAGACGCUGCCCGAGUUCCGGGACGAGCAGGACCCCUCGCUGCCCGUGAGCGCGCCCGCCGGCACCGCCUCCUUCUCCUCCUCCUCCUCCUCCUCCUUGUCCUCCUCGUCCUCCGGCCCCUUCUUCGCGGCGGAGACGCUGUGCGUGGGCUGGUUCUCGGUGGAGCUGCUGGCGCGCCUGGCCGCCAGCCCCAGCAAGGCGGCCUUCUUCCGCGACGCCCUCAACCUGGUGGACGCGGCGGCCAUCGCGCCCUACUUCGUGGCGCUGGGGGCGGCGGCGGGCGGCGGGGGGCUGGCGGCGCUGCGGGCCGCCCGCCUGGUGCGGGUCUUCCGCGUGCUGAAGCUGUCGCGGCACUCGCGGGGGCUGCGGGUGCUGGGCCGGGCGCUGGGCGCCAGCCGCCGGGAACUGGCCCUGCUGGUCUUCUCGCUGCUGGUGGGCGUGGUGCUCUUCGCCAGCGCCGUCUUCUUCGCCGAGGCGGCGGCGCCCGGCGGCCCCUUCGCCUCCAUCCCCGCCGCGUUCUGGUGGGCCGUCGUCACCAUGACCACGGUGGGCUACGGCGACAUGGCGCCGGUGACGGCCGCCGGGCGCCUGGUGGGGGCCCUCUGCGCCCUGGCCGGGGUGCUCACCCUCGCCCUGCCCGUGCCCGUCAUCGCCGCCAACUUCAGCCGCUUCUACCGCCGCGACCUGGCGCCGGCGCCCGCGUCGCCCGGCCACCCGCGCAAGGGCGACGGCGCCGCGAUGCUCGACAACGCAGCGGCGGGCGACGACGCGACGGCGGUCGAUGACGCGACGGUGGUCGAUGACGCAACGGCGGUCAACGACGCAACAGUGGUCAACGACACGAUGGCGGUUGAUGACGCAACGGUGGUCAACAACGCAACGGUGGUCAACGACGCAACGGUGGUCAACGAUGCGAUGGCGGUCAACGACACGACAGUGGUCAAUGACGCAACGGCGGUCAACAAUGCAACAGUGGUUGAUGGUGCAGCAGCGGUUGAUGGUGCAAGGAUGGUUGGCGGUGCAACAGUCGGCGGCGCAAUGAGGCUUCAUGAUGCAACGAUGCUCCGUGGCGCAGCGGUGGUUGACGGGGCAACAGUCGGCGGCGCAACGAGGCCUCAUGAUGCAACGAUGCUCCGUGGCGCAGCGGUGGUUGAUGGUGCAACGAUGGUUCAUGGUGCGAUGGCGGUUGAUGGUGCAAGGAUGGUCGACGGUGCAACAGUCGGCGGCGCAACGAGGCUUCACGAUGCAACGAUGCUCCGUGGCGCAGCGGUGGCCAACGGUGCGGCGGUUGGUGGUGCGAUGGCGGUUGAUGGCGCGACGGCGGUUGGCGGUGCGGCGGCGGUCCGCGGCACAGGGUGGCGGCGGGUGACGCAGGUGUGA